Molecule: messenger RNA, 3283 nt
Organism: Brienomyrus brachyistius
Lineage: Eukaryota; Metazoa; Chordata; Actinopteri; Osteoglossiformes; Mormyridae
Product: zinc finger CCHC domain-containing protein 3-like
Exons: 3
Coding region: 1829-2704 (291 amino acids)
Molecular function (GO): zinc ion binding; nucleic acid binding
Source: RefSeq, a predicted model, not a curated record
CGUAAACACGCGAGAGUCUGACUGCGGUCAACGACGUUGUGUGGCGCCAGCGGCAGGCGGUUGUCAUGGUUACUUUGCCACAAACCGGCCGAAGUUCGCGCCCUUUGAGUAAGACAUGUCCGGCGUUCGAGCUCCGGCAAACAAAACCAAAGCCGGAUUUAUUUAGAUAAUUUCUGCUUAAACUUUAUUAAACUAAUACAUGUAUGUUCCGUGGUAAUUUUUGUACUUAUCGAUGUAGCUGGGUUUCGAUAGUUUAGAAGUUAAUUGCGACUUUUUAGCUGGUUAGCUAGUUCUUGCUAGUUGGUACUAGCAUUGCACUGUGUUUUCGUUGGUGUACCUCUGGGUUUUUUGUGUCUGUUAAUCUAUUAACUACUACAGGGAAGUUUACAUCGUUUUUGAUAGUGAGUCAGACAUACCUGUGUAUUAAUAUGUUUUUCGGGUUGUGUGAUUUCCAUACAUGUAUAUAGUUGCCACUUGGUUUACCAUAGCUUGGUGUUAACUACAGAUCUGAUUUGGGAUUCUGAAAUUGCCCUGGCGUGCAGCACAUGUCACACUGUCUUCUGAUUACUGGUUGCAUUUACAACAUGCCACAUUAUAUAUAAGUCACAGUAUUUUGUGUGUCAGGUAUAGAGAUAAAUAUUAUUUUUUAGGAUGAAUUCAGUUAAACUAAUUGAGAGUUAGCUGUAGUAAGCUGCCCUACACACAAACGCUGUGACCCCAGAGGUGAGCUGCUGUUCACCCAAACGCCCUGACUCCACAGGAAGGCUCACAUCCAACUGAACACCGUGACCCCAGAGCUAAGCUGACAUGUACCCAAACACCCUGAUCGCAGAGUUAAGCUGUCAUCUACUCAGAUGCCCUAAUUCCAAAGGUAAAGCUCUUAUCCAACCAACUGCAUCCAACCAAGCGCCUUGACCCCAGAGUUAAGAUGACAUAAACCCAAACACUGAUAAAAGAGGUACAUUUUCAUCCACUCUGACUCCUUGAUCCCAGACGUAAACUGUCGUCCACCGAAACACCCUGGCCCUAGAGAUAAGCUCCCAAACAUACAACCGGCCCAACCACAGAGGUAAGCUGCUGUCUAUCCAAGCACCCUGAUCACAGAGGCAAACCACUGUCCGCCCAAACACCCUGAUCCCAGAUGUAGGCUGCCAUCCACGCAAACACAUUGUUCCCAGAAGUAAUCUGCCAUUCACCCAACCAUGCUGAUCCCAGAGGUAAACUACCUUCCAUCUAACCGCCUUGUUCUCUGGGGUAAGCUGACAUUUACCCAAAUACCCUGAUCCCAGAGGCAAGCUGCGGUCCACCCAAACACGCAGACCCCUCAGGUAAGCUCACAUCCACCCAAAUGCCCUAACCCCAGAGGUAGGCUGCCUGUGACCCAGCCCCCUGACCCCUGAGGUAACCUCGCUUCCACCUAAACACUCUGAUCUCAGAGGCAAGCUGACAUUUGCCCAAACACCCUGAUCACAGAAAUAAGCUGCCAUCCACCUAAACGACCUACCCCUAGAGGUAAGCUGACAUCCAUCUAACUGCCUUGAUCCUAGGCUGCCCCAGUACGUCUAGGUGGUGACAAUCCAUCCUACAGGGUUGACAUGAUGUGCUUUCCUGAAGCACACAAAGGACACCUCGGGUUUUAUGAAGGUGUAUGACAGUGUUUUAGCCCGACCCUUGUGCAGAGGUCGGAAGUCUGCGGUAGGCUGGGGAUCCCGCAGUGGCUGGUGGCUUGUCCGCCGCCCUGCUGGGCGAACUGGUGUUUUUAUUUUUAGCUGCUUUUAUAGUUUAGCUCUGCUCGGCUCAUUGGAUCGGAUUGGCGGACGUCGGGACCAUGGCGGCGGAAGGACUCUGCUCCAGCGGCGACGUCGGUGGACCUUCCCGGAUGGCAACGGCCGGCGGACCAUCGAGGAAGCCCUUCAGCGGGCUGUGGCUGGUAGCACGCGGGGGCCUGCGGAAUACCGCCCGGUUCUGCUGGAGGGCUGAGGGGGAGGUGGGCACCUUCUCCGACCGGCUGGCCUUCAUCCGGGAGGUGGCCUUCAAAGCACUGGGCCUUCAGAUGCAGGACAUCCUCUGCGUACAGCGGAAUGGGCCCUUCCGCUUCUUCGAGGUCACCUUGUCCACCGACGAGAGUUACACCAAGGUCCUGGAGCGGAGCAAGGAGGGGGCCCAGCACUCCCUCCUCGGACGUUACAACAUCGAGCCGCUGUGGUGGCCCGACAAGCGGGUAAUUACCGUCCAUUGUUUCAACCCGCAUGUUACCGCCGAGGCCGUUUCCCAAUUUCUGACAAAGUAUGUGGACCUCCUUCCUGGCCACAGGGACAUCCGGGAUGAGCUGGGGAUCUGGACUGGCCGACGCCAGUUCCAGGCCCGCCUGCGCCCGGACGCUAAUGGGGCAGGCGGUUUUAGCCACCCCCCAGCCUAUUUUACUCUACAGGGAAAUAAGGCAUACCUUUUUUAUUCUGGACAGCCUCCCUUCUGCCGGCAGUGCCACAGCUUUGGACACACCCUGGAGGGAUGCGCCAACCUGCGCUGCCGCAACUGCCUGGAGUCGGGGCACAUGGCCAGGGACUGCAAGGGCCCCCGUCGCUGCAUUCACUGCAACGGCGAGGACCAUCUGGCUCGUUCCUGCCCACAGAAAAAGACUACAUAUGCCGACGCUCUGUCGGGUAACAGAGCAGUCGGCACGGAGAAUGGUGGGGAGCCCUAGCCCCCACGACUGGGCAGGAACAGCCGGCGACGGGGGCAGGAGGAGAAGCCCUGGUCGAGGUGGAGGAGGCCCCUUCGAGUGCGACACCAAUGCAGGAGGGGUCUCCGAACAAGGUGGAGCAGCUCGCCCUGGCUCCAGGCGUCAGCAGCAGGCGAAAGAAGAGCGGUGCAUCCCCCCGGGGGAGGAAGAAGAGCAGAAGGGAGGCGCAACCCUACGCAUCCAGCCCUCCGGCGGCCUCCUCGCCAGCAGUGGCGGCCGGGGACCAAGGCCGACAGUGUCCCCCCUCCCCGAUGUUAGAGGCCCCCCGUCUGGUGUGGAACUUGGGACAGUCCCCUGUACCCCCCCAGGAGUACAGCGGUCAACAGGACACUGCUAAUGAACAGGAGUACCUGGGGGGGGCUGGAAUUGGGGGACCUUUUGAGGUUGACUGAGGAGGGGGGGCAGUAGGACAGUAUUGUUUUUAAUGGCUGGCUUUUAUUAUUUUAGUUUGUUGUUUUUAAUUGUAUUAUUAUUUUAGCAUUCUAUGGCCAAUUUUAAUAUUGUCACCUUGAAUGUAAGGGGUUUGAGGAACAUUUUAAA